UUGGCGGGAAUAAUAUUGAAAAAUACGAUUUGUAGAAAAAGUGUCCGCAAAUUAUUUCUGAUCUCUCAAUUUAAUUUAAUAUUACACUCUUCCUGGUGUUAUCGAUUUAAAAUGGAUGUUACUGAUCUUAGUAAAGUGGCCGGUCGUAAAAGGAUGAAUACUGAUGCAGAAAAGCUGCGAGAAAAAGUUUCACGUGAAACUGCUAAGAUCAUUAAACUGAAGGUGGCCCAGGACACCGCGUACUGGGACCUGAAGGAGCGGCUGCAGCAGCUGCAGGGCGCGCACGAGCGCCUGCAGCAGAACAUGGUGGACGUGCAGAUGCAGCACGAGGCGGCGUCGGCGCACUACACGCGCGAGCUGCGCCUGCGGCCCGCCACGCUCAACCAGCUGGCGGGCGCGCGCGGCGUCUGUGACGCGCUGGAGGACUACGGCGAGCGGCUGCGGCGCUGCGUGGGCCGCGCGCGGGCCGACCGCGCCGCGCUGCAGGCCGCCUACGGACACGCCGGCGCGCGCCUGCGCCAGCUGGCCGCCGACCUGGGCCGCGCGCGCCGCGCCGGUGUGUUAUUGCGGGGGCCAUCGUCCCGCUCGUAUCGUAUUUUUAAUGACUUAAUAUAG
Messenger RNA from Spodoptera frugiperda (fall armyworm), 615 nucleotides. RefSeq lists its product as uncharacterized. Lineage: Eukaryota; Metazoa; Arthropoda; Insecta; Lepidoptera; Noctuidae. The coding region runs from base 112 to 615 and encodes 167 amino acids. The record is from RefSeq and is a predicted model, not a curated record. The transcript is spliced from 2 exons.